AUGCACACAGCCGAGACCUACAACAGUUCUUCAGUGACCAUGUUCAUCCUACUGGGAUUCACAGACCAUCCGGAACUGCAGGUCUUCCUCUUUGUGACAUUCCUGGGCAUCUAUCUCGUGACUUUGGCCUGGAACUUGGCCCUCAUCUUUCUGAUCAGAAAUGACCCUCGACUGCACUCACCAAUGUACUUCUUUCUUAGCAACUUGUCCUUCAUUGACAUCUGCUACUCCUCUGCUGUGGCUCCCAAGCUGCUCGCUGACUUCUUCCAGAAGCAGAAGACCAUAUCCUUCAUGGGCUGUGCAGCUCAAUUUUUCUUCUUUGUCGGGAUGGGUCUGACCGAAUGCUUCCUCCUCACAGCUAUGGCCUAUGACCGGUAUGCUGCUAUCUCCAGCCCCUUGCUCUACACAGCCAUUAUGUCUCAGAGGCUCUGUACACGCAUGGUGCUGGGCGCCUAUGUGGGAGGGUUCCUGAGCUCCAUGAUCCAGGCCUGUUCCAUCUUCCGGCUUCACUUCUGUGGUCCCAACAUUAUCAACCACUUCUUCUGCGACCUCCCACCAGUCCUGGCCCUGUCUUGUUCUGACAUCUUCCUCAGCCAAGUGAUCAAUUUCCUGGUGGUGGUUGCUGUUGGAGGGACAUCGUUCCUCAUUCUCCUCAUUUCCUACAGUUACAUAGUGUCUGCUGUCCUGAAGAUCCGCUCCCUGGACGGCCGAUGCAAAGCCUUCAAUACCUGUGCCUCACACCUAAUGGUGGUGACAUUGUUGUUUGGGACAGCCCUUUUCAUGUACUUGAGACCCAGUUCCAGCUACUCACUAGGUAGGGACAAGGUGGUGUCUGUGUUCUAUUCACUUGUGAUCCCCAUGUUGAAUCCACUCAUUUACAGUUUAAGGAACAAAGAGAUCAAGGAUGCCCUGUGGAAGGUGUUGGAGAGGAAUUUUCCCAGGUCAUGA
Molecule: messenger RNA, 948 nt
Organism: Ochotona curzoniae (black-lipped pika)
Lineage: Eukaryota; Metazoa; Chordata; Mammalia; Lagomorpha; Ochotonidae
Product: olfactory receptor 5A1-like
Exons: 1
Coding region: 1-948 (315 amino acids)
Biological process (GO): sensory perception of smell; G protein-coupled receptor signaling pathway
Cellular component (GO): membrane
Molecular function (GO): G protein-coupled receptor activity; odorant binding; olfactory receptor activity
Source: RefSeq, a predicted model, not a curated record